This is a messenger RNA of Felis catus (domestic cat), 2830 nucleotides long. RefSeq names its product cationic amino acid transporter 3-like. The record is from RefSeq and is a predicted model, not a curated record. Gene Ontology annotation, cellular component: plasma membrane. Gene Ontology annotation, biological process: transmembrane transport; amino acid transport. Lineage: Eukaryota; Metazoa; Chordata; Mammalia; Carnivora; Felidae. Gene Ontology annotation, molecular function: amino acid transmembrane transporter activity.
UUCAUGUCUUCUCACAGCACCCCAUGUGGGCCUAAGUGGGUAAAGAAAAGGGUUGGAGUGUAUAUCCUUUGCCAUCAGUACAGCUAAAUGAAUGAUACAGAAUGAGGAGAAAGGGGGCCAUAGUGACGUCUGACAUUGGCUAGCUGAUUUGGGGGCUAAGGGUUUUAAGAUUGGGGGACCAAUAUUUGUAUUUUAAAUUCAGAUGGUAUUUAAAAUAUGGUUCUAUAACUGCAAUGAGGCCCUCUCAUCUGUGAAUUAAUGUGUCAUAACUCAUGUUCAAGUACCACACAAACAUCCAUGGUGUGAAUGAUUACACAAUAAAUUCAAACCCUGUUGUGUCUUACAGCUUAAUUAGUACAUGAAGCUACAUGAGUUAGUUGAACCCAUGUGAGAUUAUGUCAUAUGGUGUGUAAAAAUGGAAAUGUUGGGAAGUAUUUUGCAGUUUUUCAGGGGAGAAAGCAGGGUUGACUUUUCUAUGAUGUCUUUAGUGUCAGUUUCUAUAUUUGUGCUCAACAAGUGAUGUUGGACUUCUGAGCUUUUGUUGCCUGGUUGAACACAAUUGUUCAGUAUGAAUUUAUUGUUUAUUUAGGCAUUAUGGAGGGAUGACAGACACCAGAAGAAAUACAAAACAGGAUCUUUGAGGCCUGACCAAUGGACUGUGGCAACCCCAACUCGACUUAGCUUAAUUCAGCCUCACCAAACAUGAUCCCAGACUGAUCUCAGACUACAUGGGUUUGAUACAGCUGUCUGAUCCUAGAAUCUUCUUCAAUUCCAGCUAGAAUGCUGUAUCAGAUACUUCACAGAUUUUUUCAAAAGCUUGUACGCAAAAAUAUGCCAACAGAGCAUGGGAUUCAAGUUAACAUCCACCUGAGCACUCUGGAUUUAGUUGCCCUCGGUGUGGGCCGCACAGUGGGUAUAGGUGUGUAUGUCCUGGCUGGUGAGGUGGCUAGCAGUCAAGCAGGGCCAUCCAUUGUGAUCUGCUUUUUGGUGGCUGGCCUAUCUUCUGUGUUGGCUGGGCUGUGCUAUGCAGAGAUUAGUGCCCGUACCCAGGUUCCCCAUUCUGGCUCUGCAUAUCUCUACAGCUUUGUCACUAUAGGUGAACUCUGGGCUUUCCUCAGUGGCUGGAACCUCAUCCUCUCCUUUGUUGCUGAUACAGCCAUUGUGGCCUGUGCCUGGACCUUAGUUUUUGCCAACCUGAUUGGGAACCAGAUCGCUCAGACUCUUAAUGAGAACAUCUCACCUCAUGUUCCCCAAGUACUUGCAGAAUAUCUAGGCUUCAUUGUUGUGGGCCUAAUGUUGUUGCUCAUCGAAUUCAGACUGCCAUUUCAUACAUUUUUCCUGGUUGCCAAAGUGAUUACAUUGGUGAAACUUUUGGUUCUUGGUUUUGUCAUCAUCUCUGGCUUCAUUAAGGGAGACCUGCAAAACUGGAAACUCACAGAAGACGACUAUGUAAAAGCUGGACUCAAUGACACCUCAAGCUUGGGCCCUCUGGGCUCUGGAGGAUUUGUGCCAUUUGGCUUUGAGGGGAUUCUCCGUGGAACAGCUACCUGUUUCUAUGCAUUUAUAGGUUUCAGCAUCGUUCUUACAACAGUCAAGAAAGAGCAGAGUUCCCAGUGUUCCAUCCCCAUUGGCAUUAUGAUUUCACUGUUCAUCUGCUUUGUGCUGUAUUUUGGUGUCUCCUCAGCACUUACGCUUAUGGUGCCUUACUAUCAGCUUCAACGUGGGAGCACCUUGCCUGAGGCAUUUUUCCUUAUUGGCUGGGUACCUGCGUACUAUGUUGUAGCUUUUGGAUUUUUCUGUAGUCUUUCUGCCAGCCUUUUGAGCUUUAUGUUCCCCAUUCGUCGGUUGAUACACAUGAUGGCAAAAGAUGGCCUCCUGUUCCCUGUCCUUGCUAGAGUGUGUACUGGCUCAUACUCCCGCAUCAUGGCUUCUGUGAUAUUUAGUAUUAUUGCAGCAAACAUGGCAUUCUUCUUGGAACUCACUGAUCUUGUGGCCCUCAGGUCACUUGAGUCUCUGCUAGCUUACUCCCUGGUUGCUCUUUGUGUUCUCAUCCUUCGAUAGCAGCAGAGUGGAGGAAAUGAACCAAUGGUUCAGGAGAAGAAUGGACCGGCAGCAGAGAGGCUAACUCUACAAGGACUACUUUUUCCAGGCAGCCCCACCCCCACUCCACUCUCUGGCCGGGUUGUCCGUGUUUGCUCCUCACUGCUUGCUCUGCUGCUAAUUCUUCUUGGCUUGGUGCUGGCCCAGUGGCCAGUUCUGCUUUCUGGAGACCCAGUGUGGAUUUCAGUGGUUGUGCUGCUCCUGGUGCUCAUCACUGGGCUUACUGGGGUCGUCUGGAGACAGCCUCAGAGCUCCAGUCCCCUUCACUUUAAGGUCCCUGCUCUGCCUCUUCUCCCACUACUGAGCAUCUUCAUGAAUGUUUACCUUAUGAUGCAGAUGACAACUGCCACCUAGGCCCGAUUUGGUGUCUGGACGCUGAUUGGGUUUGCUAUCUACUUCAGCUAUGGGAUCCAGCACAGCCUGGUCUAUUAACCCCACCUAAGUUAAGGCCAAAACUGUAGACCUUGAACUCAGCAGUGCCAGUACAUAUUCUGCUUGAUAAAAUAACACCUGAAUGCAGUCUGGUCCCUUUGCAUAAUAGUGGAGAGUAUUUUUGAGCACAUAGAAAGUUAGGUCUCCCAUGGGAUGCUGAUGUGGGGGAACACUAAUAGAGCUCUGUAUUUAUUGUGGAAUGAAGGAUGUGGCUUUGCUCUUUCUUCUUUAUUAUUUCUUACUUGUAUAUUUGUUAAUUAUGUCUAUAGUUGUUUACUGGCUUUUAAAAAAAUAUUAA